This is a messenger RNA of Osmerus eperlanus (European smelt), 2766 nucleotides long. It is a transcript of the gene slc13a2, whose product is annotated as solute carrier family 13 member 2. The transcript is spliced from 12 exons. Gene Ontology annotation, molecular function: transmembrane transporter activity. Gene Ontology annotation, cellular component: membrane. Gene Ontology annotation, biological process: transmembrane transport. NCBI's taxonomy places the organism in Eukaryota, Metazoa, Chordata, Actinopteri, Osmeriformes, Osmeridae. The record is from RefSeq and is a predicted model, not a curated record. The coding region runs from base 223 to 2016 and encodes 597 amino acids.
GGUUCCCUCUGCAGCUGUCAGCCUGAUUCUUACAAGCCUUGCUGUCCUCCACACAUCCGUCAGCUGGGGAUCAGAAGUGCAGCCAUAUCUCUGUGCUCUUACAGUAUUUUCCAUCUCUGAUUAAAGAGCUCUUUGUCUCCAGAACUUGUGUGGAUCGAUACUUGUGGGUUGCCUGGGUGUUUUCCCUUUGACUUGGGAUCAGUGCUGUACUUUUGGAAAGCCAUGAUUAGGGGUUUUCUCUGGUUAUGGAGGAGCAGGAACUACGUCAUCAUCUUUCUCACCCCGCUCCUCAUCCUGCCUCUGCCUCUGGUUAUCCCUACGAGUGAGGCGCGCUGUGGCUAUGUCAUCAUCCUCAUGGCUCUGUACUGGUGUACAGAGUGCAUACCCCUGGCUAUAACUGCUCUCCUGCCCGUCAUUCUCUUCCCUAUGAUGGGCAUCAUGACGUCUGGAGCGGUGUGUGUUCAGUAUCUGACGGAUUCCAACAUGUUGUUCAUUGGGGGUCUUCUGGUGGCGAUUGCCGUCGAGAACUGGAACCUUCACAAACGCAUCGCCCUCCGAGUGCUGCUCCUGGUGGGGGUGCGGCCCGCACUGUUGAUGCUGGGCUUCAUGGGGGUGACGGCCUUCCUGUCCAUGUGGAUCAGCAACACGGCCACCACGGCCAUGAUGCUGCCCAUCGCCCAGGCGGUGCUGGAGCAGCUGUGUUCUACCGAGGCCAGGGCCGACGAGAGGGAGCUGAGGACCGGCAAGGACAACCAGGCCUUGGAGCUGGAGACCAAGAUGUCCAAGGAGGACAUCGUCAAGACGCAAUUGGAUGACAUGACUGUGACCAGGGAUGAGGAGAGGGAUGUGGACUCCAUCCUGGAGGUGAGGAAGAAGGCCCGGGAUCUCAAGUACCUCCUCCUGACCAAAGGGAUGAGUCUCAGUGUGUGUUACUCAGCUAGCAUAGGAGGCACGGCCACCCUCACCGGCACCACCCCCAACCUCAUCCUGAAGGGACAAGUGGACAAGCUCUUCCCUGCAAACAAUGAUGUGGUCAACUUCGCCAGCUGGUUCGGCUUUGCCUUCCCCAACAUGGUGAUCAUGCUGACCCUAUCCUGGCUCUGGCUGCAGUUCAUGUACAUGGGCCUCAACAUGAAGAAGUCAUUUGGCUGUGGCACUAAGAACGAGGGAGAUAAGGAGGCGUACGAGGUGAUGAAGGAGGAGUACAGGAAGCUGGGGAGAAUGUCCUUUGCCGAGGGGGGAGUCCUGACCAUCUUCGUCUUGCUGGUUGUGCUGUGGUUCACCAGAGAACCAGGCUUCAUGCCAGGCUGGGCCACAAACCUGUUCAACAAAGAUGCACAGUAUGUGACAGACGGGACGGUGGCCAUCUUCAUGUCAACCCUCUUCUUCGUCAUCCCGUCACGUCUGCCCCGGUUUGCCUGCUGUAGGGGAUCCCAGGGUGUGGAGGUGGAAGAGGGAGGGGAGCCAGCUGUGAAGAUGGAGGUCCCCCCUAUGCUGCUGAACUGGAAGGUGGUCCACGAGCGCAUGCCCUGGAACAUCAUCCUGCUGCUUGGAGGGGGCUUCGCUCUGGCCGCUGGCAGUGAGGAGUCUGGUCUGUCCAUGUGGCUGGGGGAUAGUUUGUCUCCCCUGCAGAGUAUCCCUCCCUUCGCCAUCUCUCUGCUGCUGUGCCUCCUGGUGGGGACCUUCACCGAGUGCUCCAGCAACACCGCUACUACCACACUGUUCCUACCCAUCCUGGCCUCCAUGGCCACAGCAAUCAAGCUGCACCCCCUGUAUGUGAUGAUCCCCUGCACCAUCUCUGCCUCUCUGGCCUUCAUGCUGCCUGUGGCCACCCCACCCAACGCUAUCGCCUUCUCUUACGGAAACCUCAAAGUUGUCGAUAUGGUAAAGGCAGGUUUCAUACUGAACAUCAUUGGGAUUCUGUCUGUAAACCUCGGUAUCAAUACCUGGGGAUCGGCUAUGUUCCAGCUGAACACCUUCCCUGAAUGGGCCAACAUCACCCAAGGAGGACCCUGAGGGAUAGGGAGAGAGAGGUCGAGUGAGAGAAGAGAGAAAUGAAGAGAGAGAGUGAGCAAGAGAGAGAAACAGAGAGAGAGCGAGAGAGAAAGGUAAGAAAAAAAGAGAAAGAGAAGGCACAGCUUAUGAAGAAAGGAAAAUAGAACGAGUGAUCAGUUAUAGGACAGGGUCACAGCAUAAGGUGUAAACAUGAACAUUUGGUUCAUGUUCAAAAUAUGAACAAAAUGUCAAAUCACAUGGGCCACAACUGGCCCUAGAUUUAAUACCUACAUAUGGAUCUCCUUAGGUGUAAGUAUUCAGACUAUAGAGGAGGUCCAUGUUUAACAAAUCACAUGUUGUGAUUUAUUAAUUUAUGCUUCAGUUUGAAGUUGUAAAUACAUGUAUAUGUCUCUGUCCCACUGUUCAUUACAAUUGCUUGAUUCAUAAUUCUGAUUCAUAACAUAUCACUGUAUUAUACAUAUUUGUAAAUGAAGGGAUCAAUGAUAUUUUAUUAUCAUCGUUUUUGUUUUGUUGGGUUAGGAACAUACAAUACAUUGCAUCUCAGGGUAAAGAACAGUAACAAUUCCUAUAUGGGUGUGUUACUGUUAUAAAUAGUAUUUUGGGACUUAACACUGUCAAAAUCCCAGGAUCCCAGAUGACACUGCAUAAGAAACAUGAUCAGAUGGAACCCAUGUUUAGCCAUUCACAGGUGUAGAAUAUUGUAAGCAUUGUUGUUUGUUUGUACUCUGGAAAUAAAAUACCUGUAUGUUU